This is a messenger RNA of Hyaloscypha bicolor E, 285 nucleotides long. RefSeq lists its product as uncharacterized. NCBI's taxonomy places the organism in Eukaryota, Fungi, Ascomycota, Leotiomycetes, Helotiales, Hyaloscyphaceae. The annotation marks the transcript as partial. The record is from RefSeq and is a predicted model, not a curated record. The transcript has 2 exons.
AUGGACAACAUCAGCAAUGGCCUUGGUUUCGGCUCCUCUUCUUCAGAUCCCAAGGCUGCGGUCAUGAACCAAGUCCGACAAGAAGCUGCUAUGACGAACGCACGGCAAUUGAUUGAAAAAGUCAACGAGCACUGCUUCGAGAAGUGCGUACCCAAGCCUGGCUCCUCGUUAUCAAGCGGCGAGACGACAUGCUUCACGCAAUGCAUGGAGAAAUAUAUGGCGGCAUGGAACACGGUUUCGAGACAGUACAUCAACCGGAUACAACAGGAGCAGGGGAGAAGUUCU